AAUGGAUAACACAAAUUGAAAUUUGAACAUGGCGCGGGUAGAAAUCAAGAAUCCGGAACAGAAAAACCUAACCCUUAAUUCGCCCACUUCAGUGGCACGUGACACACGUGACUGCAAAAAUAGGGGUACCGAGCGCCGCAAGGCACAGUCACGCUAUCUCCGCUGAAACGCAAAUGCUUUUACAUCAACCGUUCGAUUGAAUGCCACGUCAUUGAUCUGUGUGAAUUCACAAAUCAACGGCUCAGAUCAGUGUUGCAGAGCACCUGGGGGAAGCGAAGGGAAGAGGCUGGUAACUUUGCUGUCUACUCUAUUCUCCCGUGCUCGAUUUUCGAUUGAUAUUUUCCCCAUUGAGGAACGCGGAAUUUUGAAUUCUCGCGGAGAAAGUGCUGUGAUAUUUGGAUUCCUAGAUGAAGGCCAUGGAGCAAUUGAAGGAGAACGUGGAGGAAAACGAGGUCAUCUUUUUGAGCGAGGAGGAGGACGACGACCACGAAUAUGACUCCGAAGAUGAAGUAGACGACGACGAAGAACUCGACAAUGACGGCGAGGAAGACCACAAUUGCGAAGAUGAUGCUCCUGGCGGCGGCGGCGGCGACGCCGAGGACGACGAGGAAGACGGAGAAGAAGAAAGAGGCGACGGAGAGCUCGGGGGUGAUCCUGACGACGAUGAUAACGACGACGACGACGAUGAAGAAGAAGAAGAAGAAGAAGAAGAGAGGGAGGAGUUGGAGAAGCAAGGGGAAGAGGAGGAUUUGGGAACGGUGGAACAUGACAGCCCAUUAGGUGUUGACGAUGAUGAGGAAGAUGAAGGUGAUGAUGACGAGGAUAAUGAGAAGGCUGAGGAUCCACCAAAAAGAAAGAGGUCAGAUAAAGAUGAUUCAGAUGAUGAUGAUGGAGGAGAAGGGGAUGAGAGACCCUCUAAGCGAUAGAGUUAGGUCCAUUCUUUGCUUAAGGACUCAAAACUAGUCAACCACAGGUCAACAUAGCGCUCUCUGUCUUUUAAACACAUUUCAAAGAAAGGAUAAGUAGGUUCAGGGACUUUGUUUCAUUCUCUCUUGUAAUAUAAUGGUGCAACAUUAUUAGGCUUAUUAUUUUCGUCUGCUUGAUGCGUAGUCUAUAAUGGGUGAAAACAUUUGGUAGAACAAAAUUUGCACACUUUUAUCUUCUAAGUACUUUGUUGAUCUGUAGAUUUUAUGCAUUAGUAUAUGAUACACUCUAAAAUU
Molecule: messenger RNA, 1220 nt
Organism: Abrus precatorius (Indian licorice)
Lineage: Eukaryota; Viridiplantae; Streptophyta; Magnoliopsida; Fabales; Fabaceae
Product: acidic leucine-rich nuclear phosphoprotein 32 family member B-like
Exons: 2
Coding region: 408-926 (172 amino acids)
Source: RefSeq, a predicted model, not a curated record